Dioscorea cayenensis subsp. rotundata (Guinea yam) is the source of this 611-nucleotide messenger RNA. RefSeq names its product COX assembly mitochondrial protein 2 homolog. NCBI's taxonomy places the organism in Eukaryota, Viridiplantae, Streptophyta, Magnoliopsida, Dioscoreales, Dioscoreaceae. Bases 102 to 371 code for a protein of 89 amino acids. Gene Ontology annotation, cellular component: mitochondrion. The record is from RefSeq and is a predicted model, not a curated record. The transcript is spliced from 4 exons.
UUUCUUUUCUCCUGCGAAGAAGCUCAACAGUACCAAUUCCGUCAGGAUCCUGUUCUUCUCCUCGGAUUUUAUUGGUUGUUAAGGUUAUUGGCUUGCUAAGAAUGCACCCUCCUUUAACAUUACACCGCCAUCCAAUGUGCGCCGAUAUCAUUGAACAGUUCCAAAAAUGCCAUGCUGAUCAUCCAAUUUCAAAGUUCUUCGGCGAAUGUACUGAACUGAAAGUAAAGCUCGACCGGUGUUUCAGGCAGGAAAAAGCUUUGAAGCGAAAAGCUAAUUUUGAAGAGAGUAAAAAAUUCAAGGAAAGACUACAAGCAUACCGAAAAGAAAUAAAUGAGAAAAGUACUGAAGAUCAAAACCAGAAAAACGUAUGAUCAAAUAUUGAAGUUGUAACUCAUGAUGCAUGUUUGCAAAUACAUUGGAGAGAAAAUCCAAAGAUAAUUGCUUACAAUUAAAUGAGUUUAUGUGAUGUUUAUGCUACCAAUUCUUGAACUUGUGGAGCUUGAAUGCUCUCCAAAUUUGUUUUUCUUAUCACUCAUGACAAUGUAUGUUCUUGUUGCUUUGGAACAAUGUUUUCAGUAAUUUAUGGGAAAAAAAAUUAGUAUGUUGUUAUU